Messenger RNA from Talpa occidentalis (Iberian mole), 4132 nucleotides. RefSeq names its product intermediate filament family orphan 1 (gene IFFO1). The record is from RefSeq and is a predicted model, not a curated record. Lineage: Eukaryota; Metazoa; Chordata; Mammalia; Eulipotyphla; Talpidae.
UCCCCGCUCCUGCGCUGGGCUCCAUCUCCCAGCAGAAGGCGCAGCCAUGAAUCCGUUAUUCGGCCCCAACCUCUUCCUCCUGCAGCAGGAGCAGCAGGGCCUGGCCGGGCCGCUGGGCGACCCUCUGGGAAGCGACCACUUUGCCGGGGGCGGGGACGUGCCCCCCGCGCCGCUCUCCCCGGCCGGCCCGCCUCCCUACUCGCCCCGGCCGGGCCGGCCGCCCCCCGCCGCCAUGGCGCUCCGCAACGACCUGGGCUCCAACAUCAACGUGCUCAAGACGCUGAACCUGCGCUUCCGCUGCUUCCUGGCCAAGGUGCACGAGCUGGAGCGCCGCAACCGGCUGCUGGAGAAGCAGCUGCAGCAGGCGCUGGAGGAGGGUAAGCAGGGCCGGCGGAGCCUGGCUCGCCGCGACCAGGCCGUGCAGACCGGCUUCAUCAGCCCCAUCCGGCCCCUGGGGCUGCCCCUGGGCGCCCGGCCGGCCGCGGUCUGCACCCCGUCGGCGCGGGUGCUGGGCUCGCCCGCGCGCUCGCCCGCCGGCCCCCCGGCGCCCUCGGCCGCCGGCCUCUCGUCGGCCGCCACCUCCACAGCCUCGUCCACCGCCUACUCCUCGUCGGCCCGCUUCAUGCCGGGCACCAUCUGGUCCUUCUCGCACGCGCGCCGGCUGGGGCCGGGACUGGAGCCCACGCUGGUGCAGGGGCCUGGCCUGUCGUGGGUGCACCCCGACGGGGUGGGCGUCCAGAUCGACACCAUCACCCCCGAGAUCCGCGCCCUCUACAACGUGCUGGCCAAAGUGAAGCGGGAGCGGGACGAGUACAAGCGGAGGUGGGAAGAGGAGUACACGGUGAGAGUGCAGCUGCAAGAGCGUGUGACAGAGCUCCAGGAGGAAGCCCAAGAGGCUGAUGCCUGCCAGGAGGAGCUGGCGAUGAAGGUGGAGCAGUUGAAAGCGGAGCUGGUGGUCUUCAAGGGGCUCAUGAGCAACAACCUGACAGAGCUGGACACGAAGAUCCAGGAGAAGGCCAUGAAGGUGGACAUGGACAUCUGCCGCCGCAUCGACAUCACCGCCAAGCUCUGCGAUGUGGCUCAGCAGCGCAACUGCGAGGACAUGAUCAAGAUGUUCCAGGUCCCAUCCAUGGGGGGGCGGAAGCGGGAGCGCAAGGCUGCCGUCGAGGAGGACACCUCCCUGUCUGAGAGUGACGGGCCCCGCCAGCCCGAUGGGGAUGAGGAGGAGAGCACAGCCCUCAGCAUCAACGAGGAGAUGCAGCGCAUGCUCAACCAGCUGAGGGAGUAUGAUUUUGAGGACGACUGUGACAGCCUGACUUGGGAGGAGACUGAGGAGACCCUGCUGCUGUGGGAGGAUUUCUCAGGCUAUGCCAUGGCAGCGGCAGAGGCCCAGGGAGAGCAGCAGGAAGACAGUUUGGAAAAGGUGAUUAAAGAUACUGAGUCACUGUUCAAAAGCCGGGAGAAGGAAUAUCAGGAGACCAUCGACCAGAUAGAGCUGGAGCUGGCCACUGCCAAGAACGACAUGAACCGGCACCUGCACGAGUACAUGGAGAUGUGCAGCAUGAAGCGGGGCUUGGAUGUGCAGAUGGAGACCUGCCGCCGGCUCAUCACGCAGUCCGGAGACCGAAAGUCUCCUGCUUUCACUGCGGUCCCGCCUAGCGACCCGCCGCCGCCGCCGCCAAGCGAGACUGAGGACUCCGAUCGCGAUGUCUCAUCUGACAGCUCCAUGAGAUAGGGACCUGCCUCCAGCUCGGCUCCAGGCGCCCGGCUGGGAGUGCACCCAGGCACAGGGUUGGGGGUUCACCGAGGGGAACAUCAUUUGUCGUACUGCACCCAACACCAUAAGAACUGGGGUGCUCCUCCUUUGGGCUUCCUCCCUUGGUCCUGGGUCUUCGGGUUCUUGGGCUUCUGCAGCGAGGCUUGGGGUGCCCUUCCCGGGGGACUCCCAGCUGGGGCUCUCUUGCCUUUGUGCUUGGGUGCCUGCUGCUUUCCCAUCUGCGGAGCACUGCAGAGUGAUCGCGACCCCUCACCUCCACUGAGUAAGGAACGUGCUUGUCGGUCUCCUUCCACGCCUGGGGCCUAGAGCCGGCUCACUCUUUGGUUCUGUACUGGUGCUAACUGGCCCGGGUACUGGUAUGAGGAGGCCUGGACUGUGAGCACCUGCGGUGCGUCGAGAGGGCGCUCUUUGGGCUGCAGGUGGAGGACUGCAGGGCCGGCUGGUCCUCUCAGCAGAGAGAUGGGGUCAUGACCCUUCCCUGUGGAAGUGCCAGGCGUUAGAGGGACCCGAAUGCCCCUUCUAGGUGGCUUCUGGGUCUGACGGGUGCAGGGUCAUGAGGGAGACUCCAAGACUCCCUCAGCCCUUGCUGAGUGACAGAAGGCAGCGAAGCUAUUUGUGUGCACAUGGGUGUGUGUGUGCGUGAGCUCAGGGUCUCGGUUUCUUCAAGUGUCAGUGGAAGAUGGGCCUCCUGUGCCUGUCACGUCCUGAGACCCACAGGCCGAGGAAGACAUGCUGGACUUGGAGAAGCUUUGAGAGAUCGGGACGUGACCGAGAAGACCUCAGUGUAACUGCUUGGGAGAGGCUGUGCGAGCUGACAUAUGAAUGGAAUCUUUAAUAAUGAAAUUGGCGAGUAUUUAUUGAACACAUGUAUCACUGUUUCCAGCACUUUCUGGUGGUGGCUACACAAUCCUGACUCAGGUCUCACGAGGUUCCUCAUAUCCAAGGUGUAAGUACAAAGGGAGGCAGGAGAGAGAAUAAGUAACUUGCCCAAAGUACAGCAAGUGGCAGAGCCAGGUCACCAUGCAGAGCCACGCUCCUGCCCACUCAGCCCAGUGCCUCACCCACAGAGCACUCCCCGGAACUGAGGUAGGCACGACUAUCUUCCCGAUUUCUUUAUUGUGCUUACUAGGAACAGGAACUGGGUGUGGCUCUAAAUGCUGAUAUAACUGACCUAAUUGUAGUCUUUCCAAAGACCUUACAUGCUGGAAACCAUCAUAUCCUUAUUUUGCAUGUGGAAUGAAGAUACAGGAAGGGAAAGAAAUUUCUGGAAGCUUCCCAGCUGAGGGCAGAACUGGAAUUUGCACCAGGCGGUCUGGCUGCACUCCAUGCCCUCUACUGAGGCUUGGCUGCGCAGGACAAGGCCACAUGGUCUCAGGAGCCCAACUCCAAAGUUUUCUUACUCUAUCACCCCCCCCAGGAGGCUACCAAUAACCAAAAGCUAUUAGGCCUAGGGCAGGCCCCCUUAGCACCCAGGGGCCUGGGAAGAAAAGAGGUGAGGACAGGUGGAAGAAAGGGUGCCACAGCAUGCAGAGGUGCACCUGUGACAAGACUGCCUGGCACACGUAUGCCAGCCUCUUGGUAUUCACCAGAUCUUUCCUUUGGCUCCGGCCCAGCUUCCCUCCCCCUUCUCCCAGACCCUGGAAUAAGAAAACAGAGUUGGCUGGGUACAGUGUACUUUAUUGAUGGUACAUGACACAAGGCAGGGCUCCCUAAGCCCCUCCCCUUCUCCAGGGGGUCUGGGAUGGAACUGUGACAGGUCAGGAGAUUCUCGGUGUGGAUGAGUGAGGGAAGGACUCCCCAGCAGCUGAGGGCGCCGCUCUUCCUCCUGUGCUCUCGCUGGGGCUGGUGGUCCGGGGGCUCUUACUCCUUGGAGGCCAUGUGGACCAUGAGGUCCACCACCCUGUUGCUGUAGCCAAAUUCAUUGUCAUACCUGCAAGGGAGCAGUAGUUACAGGCCGGCGCCAGGGGGCGCCAGACCCGCCAUCACUUUCUCAAGCCUGUCUCCACCCCAGCCACAUACCAGGAAAUGAGCUUGACAAAGUGGUCAUUGAGGGCGAUGCCAGCCCCAGCAUCGAAGGUAGAGGAAUGGGUGUCACUGUUGAAAUCGCAGGACACGACCUGGGGAAGGAAAGAAAACCAAGUAUGGGAACCCAGUCUUGCCCGGCGGGAGGGGUAGAGGCCAAGCUCCCCGGCCUAUCAGUACCUGGUCCUCGGUGUAGCCCAGGAUGCCCUUGAGGGGGCCCUGUGAGGCCUGCUUCACCACUUUCUUGAUGUCGUCAUAUUUGGCCUAACAAAGUAAAAGGAGACAGGGAUUCAAACCCCAAUCUUCCCGUCGUUUCACCAGACACACAGACCC